UUUUGGCGAGCUCGGGUGUUUUCACCGUGAGUGAUGGUAAACAAACAGGCGUGAGGCGUGGAGGUGGGUCUGUAUACAAUUUUUCCAAGAUGGGCAAAAAGGGUAAGUUUAAGCCCAAAAAUACACAAGACAGAAGGCAGUUAGAAGGCAAACAGGAGAAAAAACUUAAUCCUUUUGAAGUCCAUAUUAACCGAGUGAAGCAUGACAUUGUCGGUCGUAAAAGCAAAGAUGAUCGUGGUCUACCUGGAGUUGCCAGAGCAAAAGCAGUGAAAAAGAGAGAAAAAACUCUGUUACAAGAGUAUAAAUUACGCAACAAGAGCAAUGUAUUUAUUGAUAGACGGAUUGGUGAAAAUGACUCGAGAAUGGACCCAGAAAAGAAGAUUGCUCUUCGACUUGCUGUUGAAAAGAAAAAACAAUUUAGCAAGAAAUCACUCUUCAACUUGAAUGAUAAUGAAGAACUGACACAUGGUGGCUUCUCUCUGAAUGAUUCCAACCUUAAUGACAAAAUGGGCAUCAGUGACGAAGAUGAUGAUGAUGAGAUGCUUGAUGCCCAGUUUGUCAAAGAGAAACAUUUUGGUGGUGGUGGAUUUCUGAGCAAAAGAGAGGGCCAGGAAGUAGAUGACAAGGAUGGCAAACCAAAGAGCAGGAAGGACUGGAUUGAUGAAAUCAUAGCUGAAUCGAAAAAAAAGAAGGCCGAAUCUAAGAAAGAGAAAGAGGAGCAAUAUGAAGCUGUGAACAAAUUGGAUGCAGAGCUUCAGUCAUUUAUGACGAUGAUGGCAAGUCAUACACUCACUGAUGAAGAUAAAGACAAGGCCAAGAAAACUUGUGAGUUCAGAGACUAUGAUACCAUAGUUAAAGAGCUUGGAUUUGACCGCAGUGGUAAAGCUAAGGCAGUAGAGAAACUCAAGACUCCUCAAGAGUUAGUGAAGGAAGAACGUGAACGCCUUCUAGCGCUGGAAACAGAUAGGGUGCGGCGGAUGAGAGGAGAGAAGAACAAAGGAAAUGUUGGACUCAAGAGUGCAGAUGACCUUGAUGAUGGGUUUGCCAUUGAUAAGGACGACAGAUUUCAUGUUAGCUACAGAGAUGGCGAGAUGAUUGCAGCAACAGUUGAAGCUGACGAUCUAGAGGAAGAAGAUGAGGAUCAAGAUGAAAAUAAUAAUAGUGCAGAAGAAGAAGAAGAAGAAGAAGAGGAGGAGGAGGAAGUGGAAGAGGAGGAAGAAGGGAAGAAGGUGGAACAGGAAAAUGACAAAAAGAACAGGGUUCACCAGGAAAAGGACAAUAAAAAUAAUGACAAAAAGGAUGAAGAUGACAAAAGCACAGAUGAUGAGAGUGACAAAUAUUCUGAUAUCCUUGAAGACAGUGAGAGUGACGAGGAUACAGACCUACCCAAAGAAAAGGAAGUGAAAAAAGUUAGCAUUCAGAAAACAGCAAUGAUGGAAGCUGCUAAAAAGGAAAUACCCUAUACAUUUGAAGUGCCCCAGGAUUAUGAUUCAUUUUGGGCUUUACUUGAAAAUCAUUCACCAAAGGAAGUAAGCCUUAUCUUGGAGCGAAUGAUAUCAUGCAACCAUCCAAGUUUAGGAGGCACUAACAAGGAAAAAUGUGAUGAUAUUUAUGCCUAUAUUCUGCAGACUCUACACGUUUUAUCGGACCCAGAAGGAGAGUCUCCGAUCCCCAACGUUUCACCAAUGAUCUAUGUUGAUUCUUUUAUUCAGCAUCUCUUCACAAUCACUCAAGUGUCACCUGCGAACUCUGCAAAGGCUCUGUUACAGGUCAUUGAAGAGAAGUAUGAAGAUUGUGCACACUCCAAAUUUAAGAGAUAUCCCAUGGCCAACACAUUUGUGUUCCUGAAAAUUGCUGGACUUCUUUUCCCAUCUUCAGAUUUUAUUCAUGUAAUAAUGACUCCUGUGGUGAUAUUCCUGACUCACCUGCUGGGUCGAGCCAAGAUUGUCACAAAGAGAGAUGUUACUGCAGCACUGUUUUCAGCACAUCUUUUGUUUGAGUACAUAAGCCUUUCUAAAAGGUUUAUACCAGAGCUGGCAAACCUAUUAAAUGGUCUUCUCUUCACUGCAAUUGGAGGUCAAGAUAAAAUACAUCUUCCGCUGAAUCCUCCAUUUAGACCUGUUGGAGCAGCCGCUUCCCUUCUCUAUUUGGAAAAUGCUGCAACAAAGUGUAAAGAAUCUAAACUAACAUUAUCCAGUAUUAACAAAGAGGAGGAGGAGCUGACUGAUGACUUUAAAGUUAAUAUCGUGUGCAAAACAAUGAAGCUUCUUAACCAGUUAUGUAAAUGCUGGUCACAAAAUCCUUCAAUACGUGCCAUUAUGGCACCUACAACCAAACUUUUGCAGUCCCUUUCCCUAAAGAAUUAUCCUUGUUGGGUAAACGAGGCUUCAGAGGAAUUAUCAAGAACAAUUGGAUCCUUGCCAGUCCAGGGAUGUGCACUUGUUAGGGAAGAAAGCAAACCUGUAUCUAUCAAGAUGUAUGAACCAGCUAUUGAAAACAUAAUUGAAGGUGUGAAGAAACGUCAUGGAACAAAGGAUUAUCUUGAAAAGCAGAAACUCUUACACAAACUGAAACGUGAAAAGAAGGGGGCCAGGAGAGAAAUCCAGAGAGACACAGCUUUCUUGGCCAGACAACAGCUGAUGGAGACAAUUCAAAGUGAUGCUGAACGCAAGAGAAAGCUUGGACAGAUCAUGGGUGGAUUACAAAUGCAAGAGGGUGAAUUCAAGAAGAUGAAAAAGAAUAAAUAAAACCUAUAUAAAUAUUAA
Procambarus clarkii (red swamp crayfish) is the source of this 2765-nucleotide messenger RNA. RefSeq names its product Nucleolar protein 14 homolog l(3)07882. The record is from RefSeq and is a predicted model, not a curated record. Lineage: Eukaryota; Metazoa; Arthropoda; Malacostraca; Decapoda; Cambaridae. Gene Ontology annotation, cellular component: nucleolus; Noc4p-Nop14p complex; small-subunit processome. Gene Ontology annotation, biological process: maturation of SSU-rRNA.